Molecule: messenger RNA, 1129 nt
Organism: Owenia fusiformis
Lineage: Eukaryota; Metazoa; Annelida; Polychaeta; Sabellida; Oweniidae
Source: the annotation of a GenBank genome assembly
ACGAAGUCUGCUUUCUUAAGGAAUGCUUAACGGCGUAAAGGAAAUUCAUAAAACAUCUCGGCCAUAUACAGCAGGAUAACUAUUAUCUUUAAUUUAUCUUGUAAGAGUAAUUAGUGGAACACUGCCUCUACUUCAAUAUUGAAACAUUCCUAAGUAUCGUUAUCGACAUCGGUUACGGACGAAGUCAGGAACUGCGCUACUGUUAUAAUAGCGAUAAGGGGGAGCAAGGAAUAUGAGAUGAAAUGAGAUCGCCACUCAGCGAGCUCUCAGUACAGCAAUCUGAGAUCCUUGUAAUGCUAUAAUGGAAACAUAGGAGCGGCCAUAUCAAUUUAUGGACAGAUAGAAGUCAAAUGGACAACGCUAAAAUGAUGGAUCUAAGGUAUCGUGUCAAUAAUGCGCCUCAUCAGAGGGAAUAUUAAAAUCGGGUUGUCAAUAGUUUUGGUUGAAUUAGCAAUUGACAUUACACUAUGUACGUCUUACAUGAUAAAUGACACUCGCUGGAAUUUAUUGAAAAUACACUGUAUACCAUGGAUAACAAUGGCUUAAUGACGACAGGAAGUAAUUAACAGAAUGACAUCAUUAAAAAUAACUGUCACGGACUGAAUAAUGUACGUCAUUCGAGGGGGGUCAGUCCAUCAACAGGCUAGUCAACUCGAGCGAGGGAGUCUCUCAUGUCCCACAAUCCUUUGCUGCUGUUUUACCGGACUUGUACUUAUAGUCGCGGGAGGGCUAGUGCUGGGGAUCAGUGAAAACAAAAGCAAUCCAGAAGAAAAACAUAUCUAUAUAAUAGGAGGAUCUAUAGUACUAGUUGUAGGAUUCAUCGUCACCAUGUUGACAAUUUUCAUCAGCAUACGUCAUCCUAACUUAGGCAGAGGAACUCCUAAGUAUCACGUGACUUCUAGAAGCGACUGUCGGGAAGCAAUCGCAGACGAUAGGCGUAAUACCAUGGACGCCGCAGAACGACAAGCUAAACUGAACGAGAUGAUCUCCUGAUGAUGUCAUCGUCGUGCUAGGAAAACGUGUACUUGAAUAGCCUAUUUACAAUGAGUCACAAAUACCCGAUCUCAAGGUCUUAAUGCAUUUUGCAUUUUUGGAUGAGACAUGAUAUGUAAACUAUGGCAUACCACAU